UCACCUAUUUAUAUCACCCACUUGUCCAAAAGAUACUCACUGUGUGUGAUCAUUUGUUUUGGAAGAGAGAAAGAAAGAAAUUAAAGUGAUUAUGGAAAUUGGUUCCAGAAUUGUACUUUUGGUGAGUGUUGUUAUGGUGGUCAUAGCUGCAGGGUUGUGGCCAAUGGCGGCUGUGGAAGGAGGUCCAGUGCUUCAUAAAGUGGGAGCCUCCAAAGGUUGGCAUCAGGAUAUCAACUACACUCAGUGGUCUGCUCAAGAGCAUUUCUACGUUGGUGAUUGGCUCUUGUUCAAGUUUGACAAGCGAUACUACAACGUUCUGGAAGUGAACAAGACAAGCUACGAGAGCUGCAUAGACUGGGCGUUCAUCAGAAACAUCACGCGCGGUGGUCGCGACGUGGUUCAGUUGACAGAGGCAAGGACAUACUACUUCCUCUCUAGCGGAGGCUACUGCUUUCAUGGAAUGAGAGUUGCUGUGCAGGUUGAACAAUACCAACAAGGUGCACCAGCAGGGGCACCAUCUCCUUCUGAGAUGAAUCACUCUGGUUCUAUUUUGCCUUCUGGGUUGUGCACCUACAUUUGGAUUGUUGUUGCUAAUGUGCUUUAUGUGAAUUUGGUUUCAUUGGGCAUUUUGUAAGAGAUGGGGCUGGGGCUGAGAAAUUAAGACAACUUGGACUAGGUAAAUUAAAUUAUUUCUAAGGAUGCGUUAUUUGAGUAAAAGGUGAGGACAGGUUCAUUAUUUGUUAUGGUUGUUUUUUUCGUUUUAAGGGUUAGGUACUUGAUGCUGUUUAGCCCAUAUUGGAUGGCUUGGUUGGUUAGUGAUGAAUUAAAAAUUUGAUGGAAGAUUAUGUUUUCUUUUUGUGUCUCCAUUUUUAUGUGAAUCUCAAAUUUAACUUAGACAUUGACAUUAUGUGUU
Lotus japonicus is the source of this 913-nucleotide messenger RNA. RefSeq names its product early nodulin-like protein 19. Gene Ontology annotation, cellular component: plasma membrane. NCBI's taxonomy places the organism in Eukaryota, Viridiplantae, Streptophyta, Magnoliopsida, Fabales, Fabaceae. Bases 92 to 634 code for a protein of 180 amino acids. Gene Ontology annotation, molecular function: electron transfer activity. The record is from RefSeq and is a predicted model, not a curated record. The transcript is spliced from 2 exons.